GCGACGAAUAUGACGUAUACGUCGCUAGUGCAAUUGUGAAAAAAAACAAAUUAUUGGGUUGGCGACGAAUAAGGAUAAACGUAGCGUAAUAAAGAGGAAAUAUGAAAUUAUAUUUAUUCGUAGCGACGAAAAUAGUGUAUUCGUCGCAAGUAAAAUACUUUGUUAAAAGAAUUAUAAUUAUUAUUUGCGACGAUAGUGUAUGAAUCGUCGCCAAAAUAAUUAUAGAAAAAAUCUCGCAUUUCUAUAGCGACGUUUCUUACAGAAACGUCGCAAAUCUAUUUAAUUUUUUUUUUGGUUGCGACGAAAGUUAUUAAAACGUCGCUACGAGAUUCAUUUAAAUCUGAAUUGGCGACAAUUUGUUAGGAAUCGUCGCAAAAAAUUGAAUUAUAAGUCAGGCCCUAAUCUGAUUUUCUUCUCGUUUCUCUCUGUCUUUCAAUCUUCCCCUCCGCCGGGUCCUCCCCCUACGCCUCCGCCGACGCAGUCUGCCGCUGCCGCUGCUCUCCGUCGUCCGCCGUCCGUCGCUGCUCUCGGAUGAUGAAGAAGAUUCGAUGUCCUCGGAUAUUAACUGCUUAAGCCAAAAUGAUAAAUCGGAUACUAGUUCGGUUCUUAAAUCUGCUAUGGCAUCCAAAUCUGGUGAGAAUAGGAAGGAAAAGUCUCUUGGGUUUCUUACACAUAAUUUUGUUAAGCUGUUUCUCUGCACCGAUGUAAGUAUAUUUCAUGUCGAACAUUAAUAUUGAUAUUUGUUUGGUUUGCAUCUUAUGAAUAUAAAUUGUCUUCAAAUUCAGAUGGAUUUGAUUUCUCUCGAAGAUGCAGCAAAGCUUUUGCUCGGUGACGGAAAGCACACUUCAAUGACUACUAGAAUUUCAUUCAACUCUCCAGCAAAAGUCAGAAGACUGUACGAUAUUGCCAAUGUGUUAUCUUCCAUGAAAUUCAUCGAGAAGAUUCAUCACCCUGAGACAAGAAAACCUGCUUUUAGAUGGUUAGGGCUGAAUGGAAAACCCGAUAAUGGAAUUGUAGACUCGAAGAAGAGGAUUUUUGGGACUGAUUUAACUAAUACAGCAAAGAGGUUUAAGGUUGAUGAAGAUGGGCUUCAAAUCUUGAAGCCAGUUAACCUAAUGCGAGUAAAAAACGAGAACGAAAACGAGGAUGAUAGAACAACUACAAUGGGUGCAAAGAGUUACCUGUUUGGCCCUUUUGCACCUGCAAAUGUACCCCAAGUUGGAGUGUCGAACGAUUAUAAGGGAAAGCAGGUUGUUGAUUGGGAAAGCUUGGCUUCUACUUACCGGCCUAAGUAUCACAACCAAGGUAUUUUCUUGAAAUUGUUGAUUUCAUCAUAUCAAAAUAUUUUUUCUUAGUUAAAUAAAUUCCAAUCAUUUCUUUCAUUCGAAGUGUCGUGUUCGUGUUUGUGCUGUGUUUAUCAAAUAAUAGACAACAAGAUGCAAGUGAUACAAAUAGUAUAUACAUUCAUUUUCUUUAUUUCAAGUUCCAUACUGUCUAGGCACGCCAUUUUUUCCAAGAAACAACUAUGUUCGUUUAUCUAAUAAUUCGUCAUCGCUAAAUUCGUGUCUGGACAACAGUUGAAUAGUUGCUUAUUUCUCAUGAAUAUUUGUUUUAAAUAAUGUUGUUGCAUACAUGGAUGGUUUUUUUGGGGAUGUUCAUUUAUUAGUUGUUAUGCUGUCGAAAUUUUUGCUAAACAAGUGUACUUAAUCAUUUUCAGGCUGAUUUGGAACGAGUGUACGAUGAGACAAUUCGUGAUGGAAGUGACGAAAGCACGGCCAACUCAAUUGCGAUAGAAAAAGUGCUCGGAAAAAGCAAAGGGCUUGGAAUUAAGAUUGCAACCACCACAAAGAAUCGGUUUUAAUAUUUUCGAUAUAAGUGUAUUUUUUUUUAUAUAAGUGUAUUUUUUUUUUAUAUAAGUGU
Molecule: messenger RNA, 1920 nt
Organism: Erythranthe guttata (spotted monkey flower)
Lineage: Eukaryota; Viridiplantae; Streptophyta; Magnoliopsida; Lamiales; Phrymaceae
Source: RefSeq, a predicted model, not a curated record